This is a messenger RNA of Notolabrus celidotus (New Zealand spotty), 6089 nucleotides long. Its product is annotated as protein unc-13 homolog C-like. Gene Ontology annotation, cellular component: neuromuscular junction; terminal bouton; plasma membrane. Gene Ontology annotation, biological process: dense core granule priming; synaptic vesicle maturation; synaptic vesicle priming. Gene Ontology annotation, molecular function: calcium ion binding; syntaxin-1 binding; calmodulin binding. The transcript is spliced from 31 exons. NCBI's taxonomy places the organism in Eukaryota, Metazoa, Chordata, Actinopteri, Labriformes, Labridae. Bases 92 to 4723 code for a protein of 1543 amino acids. The record is from RefSeq and is a predicted model, not a curated record.
UAAGGGAAACUCCCACACACUUCCUAAGGAAAAGUUCCCUGAACUGGAUGUCAAUCAUAGCUUUCACCAAACCCAAAAUAAGUCUUCAACCAUGUAUCGAAGCCAGAGUGAGAUUAGAACAGAGAAAGUGGAGGAGGUUCCCAAGUCUUGGAGCAGUAGGCUCAGCAUAGAUCUCAGUGAGAAGUCCUUUGGUUUUGGUUUUGGCUCUACACUUCAGAGAGCUAAGUCAGCUCUCGAGGUUGUUUGGAAGACUGGCACACCGGGUGCCCCUGCUCCUCCAGAAGAGCCCACCAACCCCUCUUCCUCAUUUAUGGGACGUUUCCGCACCAUGUCAACCUCUGGGGUAAAUAGCUCCGGCCCUGCAGUGGACACAGAUGUCAGCACAGAGCCUGUCUUCUCCAAUGCAGAAGAAGAGAAAAAAGCUGCAGUGCCAGAAUCUGUCGAACAACCUGUGGAUAAUGAAACCCACUAUGUUGAGGUGAUGGAGCAGGUACUAGCUAACUUGGAGAGCCGAACCAAUACCAGUGAGACAGAGGAGACAGAAGAGGCAGAUGAGGCUGCACAGGAGUGUGAGACUUCUCAGGACUAUGAUGUGUCCGAUGACAUUGAGGCCACACAAGACAAUGACGCCUCUCAGGAUUUUGAAGCCUCACAAGAUUUUGAAGCCACGGAAGACUAUGAGGCCCCUAAAGAGGCUUGUGUUCUUGAGUAUGAUUGCAGUUUGGAUGAGCAGUAUGAUGGGGAAUACAGUGAGGAAUAUGAAAACCAACUUACUGAAGACACUGCCGAAUUUGACGCAAUGGUUGAGUAUGUAGAUGUGGAGGAACCUGAUGAGACUGAGGACAAUGAUAUGACAGAGGAGAUGGAGGAGGCUGAUGAGGAGCUUGAGGAAGUUGCAGAGAUAGUUGAGGAGGCUACUGAGGUUCUGGAAAAAGAGAAACAACAGCAAGAGGAUGAAAACAAAAAUGUUGCAGAGGAGAAGCCCCCAGAGGCUCCACCCAAGAAACGUGUUAGACCCACAUUCAAGGAGGCAGCACUGAGGGCCUACAGGAAACAGAUGGCUGAACUGGAACAGCAGAUCCUGGCCGGGGACAGCAGUGCUUUGGAUACACAGCCUCGCAGUGUUUUGGAUCCCAAAUUGCUCGGCUUGCUGGAGACUGGAGGGGCUGGCAGUAUUCUUUAUGGUAUUGACAGCAUGCCAGAUUUACGCCGCAAGAGGACAGUGCCUCUUGUCCGAGACCUGACCCUCACUGCUCGAAAGGCAGGCAUCUCGUUCGCUCUGGUGAACCGGUCCACCCUGAAUAAUGAGGACCUGAAAUCGCACGUCUUCAAGAAGACUCUCCAGGCCUUGAUCUACCCAAUAUCAUCCACAACACCCCAUAACUUUGAGGUGUGGACGGCGACGGCUCCCACCUACUGCCAUGAGUGUGAGGGGCUGCUGUGGGGCAUCGCCCGCCAGGGAAUGCGUUGCUCUGAGUGUGGCGUCAAAUGCCACGAGAAGUGCCAGGACCUGCUUAAUGCAGAUUGUUUACAAAGGGCAGUGGAGAAGAGCUCCAAACAUGGGGCAGAGGACAAGACCCAAAAUAUCAUCAUGGCUAUGAAAGAGCGCAUGAAGAUAAGAGAGAAGAACAGUCCUGAAGUGUUCGAGGUGAUCCAGGAGAUGUUCCACGUCACCAAAGAAGAAUUCAACACUCAUCUGAAGACAGCUAAACAGGCUGUGCUGGAUGGGACCUCCAAGUGGUCUGCCAAAAUCAACAUCACAGUCAUGAGUGCACAGGGAUUACAGGCCAAGGAUAAAACCGGCUCCAGCGACCCUUAUGUCACUGUCCAGGUGGGCAAAACCAAACGCAGGACGAAGACCAUCUUCGGCAAUCUCAACCCCAUCUGGGAUGAGAAGUUCUUCUUCGAAUGUCACAACGCCACCGACCGCAUCAAGGUGCGCGUGUGGGAUGAAGAUGAUGACAUCAAGUCACGGGUGAAGCAGCAUUUCAAGCGUGAAUCAGACGAUUUCCUGGGUCAGACCAUCAUCGAGGUUCGCACUCUCAGCGGAGAGAUGGAUGUUUGGUACAAUCUAGAUAAAAGGACGGACAAGUCUGCCGUAUCGGGAGCCAUCAGACUCAAGAUCAGUGUGGAGAUGAAAGGAGAAGAGAACGUGGUUCCUCCUCACGGCCAAUACACCUGUUUACACGAGAACCUGUUCCACUACCUGACCGAGGUGAAGAACAGCGGCGUGGUGAAGAUCCCGAAGGUGAAAGGGGACGAAGCGUGGAAAGUCUACUUUGACGACGUGUCUCAGGAGAUAGUGGACGAGUUCGCCAUGAGAUACGGAGUGGAGUCCAUCUAUCAGGCUAUGACGCACUUUUCCUGUCUGUCCGCCAAAUACAUGUGUCCUGGUGUUCCGGCAGUGAUGAGCAACCUGCUUGCUAAUAUCAACGCAUACUUCGCCCACACCACCACCACCACCACAACCACCGCCUCCGCAUCUGACCGAUUUGCUGCCUCUAACUUCGGGAGGGAGAAAUUUGUCAAAUUGCUGGACCAGCUGCAUAACUCACUGAGGAUCGACCUCUCCAAAUAUCGGGAUAACUUCCCCGCAGGGAACCCAGAGCGUCUCCAAGAUCUGAAGUCCACUGUUGAUCUGUUGACCAGCAUCACCUUCUUCAGGAUGAAGGUACAAGAGCUCCAGAGUCCACCCAGAGCCAGUAUGGUUGUGAAGGACUGUGUCAAGGCGUGUCUGGACUCCACAUACAAGUACAUUUUUGACAACUGUCAUGAACUGUACAACCAGCUCCUUGACCAGAGCCGGAAGCAGGACAUCCCCCGGGAGGAGCAGGGUCCGUCGAUAAAGAACCUGGACUUCUGGCCAAAACUCAUCACUCUCAUGGUGUCUGUAAUCGAUGAGGACCGGACUGCUUACACCCCAGUCAUUAACCAGUUUCCACAGGAGCUGAAUGUGGGCAGGAUCAGCGCUGAGGUCACAUGGAACCUUUUCGCUCUGGAUAUGAAGUAUGCAAUGGAAGACCAUGACAAGCACCGCCUAUGCAAAAGCACUGAAUACAUGAAUCUUCACUUCAAAGUCAAAUGGUUCCAUAACGAGUACGUCCGUGACCUGCCAGCCUUCAAGGGUGUUCCGCCAGAAUAUUCUCUGUGGUUCGAGCCUUUUGUCAUUCAGUGGCUCGAUGAAAACGAGGACGUUGCGAUGGAUUUCCUCAAUGGAGCUCUGGAGAGGGACAAAAAAGACGGAUUCCAGCAGACCUCGGAGCACGCUCUCUUUUCCUGUUCAGUGGUGGAUGUGUUCACUCAACUAAACCAGAGUUUUGAGAUUAUCAAGAAGCUGGAGUGUCCCAACCCACAGGCUCUUGCUCACUUCAUGUGCCGCUUUGCGAAGACUAUCAACAAAGUUCUUUUGCAGUAUGCUGCAAUCAUAUCGAAGGACUUUCCUUUGCAUUUGAAUAAGGAGAAUGUGCCCUGUAUCAUCCUCAACAACAUUCAGCAACUCCGUGUCCAACUGGAGAAGAUGUUUGAGUCCAUGGGUGGCAAACAGCUGGAUGCAGAGGCCAGUGAUCUGCUAAAGGAGCUGCAGAAUAAACUCAACACAGUGCUGGAUGAACUCAGCGGAGUGUUUGGCUCCAGCUUCAAAGGUGUGAUCGAGGACUGUGUGAAGCAGAUGAACCAGGAGCUGGUUCAGAUGAAAGGCCCAGUCAAAGGGAGCAACGCCGCCAUGGACGCAGAGUCUGUUCUCAGGCCUCUCAUGGACCUUCUGGAUAAAAAUUUGAUGUUAUUUGCCAAGAUUUGUGAGAAGACUGUUCUGAAACGAGUCCUCAAAGAGCUUUGGAAAAUCGUGCUCAAUACCAUCGAGAGGACAAUUGUUCUGCCUCCACUGAAUGACCAGAGCCAAGGAGCUCAGAUGAUCUUCAACGCUGCCAAGGACCUAGGACAGCUGUCCAAACUCAAGGAGCAUGUGACUCGAGAAGAAGCGAGAAGUCUGACUCCACGGCAGUGUGCAGCCAUGGACCUCGUGCUUCCCACCAUCAAGCAAUACUUCCAUGCUGGAGGAAACGGGCUGAAGAAAACCUUCCUGGAGAAGAGCCCUGACAUGAAGUCCCUCAAAUAUGCUCUCAGCCUUUACACUCAGCCUACAGAUGCCUUGAUCAAGAAAUAUAUAUGCACCCAAACCUCUCAAGGUCAGUCAUCCAACGGGUCGGUGGGGGAGGUGUCGAUGCAAGUGAAUCUCAUCUCUCACCCUGGCACCGGAGAGCACAAAGUCAGCGCGAAGGUGGUCGCAGUGAACAACCUCACCUGGCAGACCAACGCCAUGUUCCGGCCGUUCGUUGAGGUCAACGCCGUGGGACCCCACCUGGCUGACAAGAAACGCAAAUUCAGCACCAAGACCAAGAACAACAACUGGUCACCAAAGUACAACGAAACAUUCCAAUAUGUUCUCAGUAACGAACACGGUCCGGAGUGCUACGAGCUGCACAUCUCGGUAAAGGACUACUGCUUUGCCAGGGAGGACCGCAUCAUCGGCAUGACAGUCAUCCAGCUCAGAGAGCUGGCAGACACAGGCAGCUGCUCAGCAUGCUACCCCCUGAUGAGGAGCAUCACCAUGGACGAAACUGGCCUCACCAUCAUGAGGAUACUCUCUCAAAGGACCCACGAUGAGGUGGCCAAAGAGUUUGUGCGUCUUAAGACGGACACACGCUCGGCGGAGGAGGUGUCGUAAUGUGGAGCAAACAUGCAGUACUAAAACAGUUGUGUUGUCUUAAGUGAGAUAAAAAAAAAGAGCAGAAGCAACAGUUGUUCUUACUGGAUAGAAGCUGAGAAAGAGAUUGUCCAAAGAGAAGCGGAGGAGGCCAACAUGUGGCAAAGCAGCAAGCGAGACAGUGAGCACGAGCGAGCGAGAGAGAGAGAGAGAGAGAGAGAGAGAGUUGUGUUUGUUUGUUUGUUUUUGUGCAUGUGCGUAAAACAUCUGUUGGAAUGUUCAUUUUAAAACUACAGUAUGUACAAGUGUUUACUUACCGUAUGCUUACUAUUAAGUAAUAUAUUCUACAGGUUAUGUUAAGGGGACAUGAAAUACCUUUUGUACAACAUUUAGUCUUUUUGAACAGAGAUUUGUUCCAAUAAAGUGCCAAACCAGUGAAAAAAAGAACAAAACCAACGUAUAUGGAUUAUGGUGAACUUAGUAUGUUUGAAAUUUGCUCGAUUAUUUUGUCCGGUGUAAGUCAUUUUCUGACCGUGUGGCGUUUUGAUUGUUGCAAAGUCUUUCAUUUUGCACCCUCGUUUUUUGGCUUCACGUUCUUCCACACAGCACUGUUGUGCAUGUCCUCUUCUCGGUCAUGUCUCUCCCAUGAUUCCACAGUGACCACUGAGCAGGGUCCUGUCCCCUUGCCUUCAAACUGUUUGUAUUUUAAGUCAACCUGAAAAUAGACCAUGUUUUUUUAAAUGGCGAUGACUGCUAUGUAAACCUUCAUAGGUGUUUGUAAUUUUAUAACCAUGACAACAAUGACGACAGCCUCCAGUGCUAACAGUCUUAGCAGAAAGGAUGGAAAUGUUUUCUUUUUCUUUUGGCAUUUUGUUCUUUUCUUUUCAGCCAUCAGCUUCCAGCCUUUCUGAAUGACCACUGUGAACAUGAGCUUUGGAAGGCAAGCUUACAUGACAUUGCUUACGGUUUGAUAUUAUUGUUUCAUAUUUUCCGAUAACUUUGUUCCUGAUAAACUGCCAAAGUUAUAUAAAAUAUUUGUACAAAAGCAAUCCAUUACAUGUAUGAAGAUGUAUAUGUACAUGUGAUUAAUUACUUUUUCAAUGCUAAAUAUUGAAUUAUUGAUAGGGUGGUACUAAGAUUUUAUUUUUUUUAUUUCCUGUCAAGCUGUUAACGAUAUGAAAGUUGCACAUGUUACUUUACACACAUCGGUUAGAUCAGCUCAUUGGAAUUAUUUUUCUUCAUAAAGGAAAGAGUCUAACAUUUGGUAAAUAUGCAACAUUCCUAUGUAUUGCACUGAUGGCGAAUUGUAUGUCAUGUAAAUAUAUUUAGUGAGAUAUUGUACAAAAGUCUACUUUUCUUCAAUGUGCAUAAAGUAUGUGCAAAUGUG